Molecule: messenger RNA, 4804 nt
Organism: Hymenoscyphus albidus
Lineage: Eukaryota; Fungi; Ascomycota; Leotiomycetes; Helotiales; Helotiaceae
Source: the annotation of a GenBank genome assembly
CUCACAUCCACAAUCCAACCCACCACACCCCAAACGUAUCCCUACCAACCCCCCAAGUGCAUCUGCGUCUGCAUCUGCAUCUUCGUACACGCAGCUUCAUUGCCAAUUGGCUUCAUUUCUUUUUUUCCUUCUUGGAACGCACACUCGUUUGGCUCUUUCCUUCUUACGCGUUACGUUCUUGGUGUCUUUUUUCUUCAAGGGUUCUCUCCUCUUCACUGGCUACUCUAUCACGAAAUUCAACCCUUUGGACGCGUGCAGUAAAGAGUUGACACACCAAUUUACCUUCAAUUCUUCCAGCAUCCAUCAAUUUUCUUGGACAUGAUUUCCUAAGAAGUCCGCCAUCAACAAUCAUCAUGAGCUCGCAGCUUCCUUCCCGGCCGCCAUCGCGUCGCCCACCAUUAGGUGAAGCAACACGACGAGUAAAUAAUGCACAGCAAGCCGAUCCAACUUCCAGCCCAAUGCCGCACCAUGAGAGUCUCAAACCUGAUGGGUUACUCCAAGUUCGCAACCCUCUUUCACAGGGAGAGUGUUAUCCUUCAAACUCCCAACAUGCUGCAUCGCCAGGCUCCAAUGUCGCGAAUCCACGAUUGUCUGCAAUCUCCAAAGAAACUCCGACCGAAUCGGCCUCUAAUCGCAAUUCGCAGAUAUCAACAGUCUCUACCAAUGCUUCAGAUGGAAAGCGACUCAAGCAAACAAUCGGACCUUGGAAGCUUGGGAAGACUUUGGGAAAGGGAGCUACUGCCAGGGUCAGAUUAGCACGACAUGCCCACACAGGACAAGAGGCUGCAAUCAAGAUCGUACAAAAGAAGAACGCGCAGAUGUCACAAGCUGGAAGUCUGGCUGCGCUUGAUAGAGCUGAAGCUGGUCUGCCUGAUUGUGAGGAUGGGUUACGACGGAUGCCAGUAGGGCUUGAAAGAGAGGUUGCUAUCAUGAAGCUCAUUCAACAUCCAAAUAUCAUAAAGCUCUAUGAUAUUUGGGAAAAUCGUACAGAGAUGUGAGUGCAUAUUGCCAGAUCAUCUUUUUCAACUUGACUUACUUUAUUAGAUACCUUGUCCUCGAGUUCGUCGAUAACGGCGAAUUGUUCGAGCACAUUGUUGCAAAAGGAAGGCUGAGUGAGGAAGAAGCCAUGAAGUACUUCCGGCGGAUUUUGAGCGCUGUUGGUUAUUGUCACUCUUUCAAUAUAUGUCACCGAGAUCUGAAGCCGGAAAACAUUCUUCUGACACGCGACGGCAACAUCAAGAUUGCAGAUUUUGGAAUGGCUGCUCUGCAUCAACACCCGGACCACAAACUCAAGACAUCUUGUGGAAGCCCCCAUUACGCCGCUCCCGAACUGAUUAGGGGUGCUAAUUACAAGGGUGAUAAGGUUGACAUUUGGAGUAUGGGUGUCAUUCUGUAUGCCAGUCUCGCUGGUCGGCUUCCGUUUGAUGUAGAGGGGUCAGGCAGAGAUUGGCUUGGGCCUCUCCUCUCCAAGAUUAGGAAAGGAAACUACGAGAUGGCUCCAGAAUUCAGCGACGAUGCAGUCAGCCUCAUCUAUAGAAUCUUACAGGUCGACCCAAGAACCCGGAUCAGUCUAAAUCAGAUCUGGAGGCACCCUCUCGUCAGAAAAUACGAUUAUUUGGAUAACCUAGCAAGAGGCAACAAUUCGCAAUCUCCGAGUGCAAAAGACUGUGGUCGACCUGUCAUGCGUCGAAGCGAUAUCAAUAAGGAGCUGCUUCGCCAUAUGAGAUCACUCUGGCAUCGCUUCACAGAAGCCCAGCUCGUUGAGGCGCUUUUGAGUGAGGAGUAAGUCUCAACCCAGUCUACUUGGAGAUAUCUAUGAUCGAGACGAAUGUCGAGCAAAAUCUAAUUGUGUUUAGAUCAAAUGACCAGAAACUAUUUUACACCCUUCUUUUAAAGUAUCGCGAAAGACAAUUGGAGAACUAUACCCCGGACCUUGGAUAUUCAACCAGCGACUAUCAUCACAUUAGACCACCUACCAUGAGCAAGUCAUACUCCACGUUGAACUUCUCACAACCUAAGUUGAAAGGUCAUGGUCGACAAGUUUCUUCAUUCACAGUCAUUAGCAACGCCGCUGAAACGGAACGCAGCUAUGAUCCCUUCAAAGCUUCGCGACCUCAACAUCUAGAUUCAAACCGUCGUACAGAACGUGCCAGAAUCACUAUUCAUCGUGAUCCUGAUGUUGUAGAGGACAAAGCUUUGCAAAAACCACGAGUGACAUCGCGAGUAUCCAUUAACAGCUCAGCCCUCCGAAGCAGACAAGGAUUGGCGCCUCCCAAAGUUUGCGUAUCAAGAAGCUCAUUGGCGAGUUCUAGUAGAAGCCGUGGAAGUGCCCCGUAUGUUCGAGCAACUGUGGGAAGAAGACGUGGCGUCAGCUUUACACACAAUCGAAAACCAUCUGGUGAUAGCCAUAGCCAACUGAACACUACCCCAGGCACCAAAAAGACUCGGAAUCUUGAAAAUCACGACAUUGAUGUUGAAGCUACAGAAGACUCCGGCGAUUCUGCUCGACCAAUUGCUACAGGAUCCUCAGCACGCUAUAUUCGAUCUAGAAAGGGGAACGUUGCAAUCUCGCAGCAGUCAAUCCCAGCACUCAAAAAUGGCCGUACGAACCCAUUGUGGACAGAUGAUGUACGCCAGCUAAGUAGCAGUCUGGCCAAAGAUUGCGAUGAGGCUUUCAAUAGAACCAAUGUUGGUGCCACCUCCAAACCAAGCGCAAAAGAUUUAAGACCUUCUUCUCUGGAAAGCCGACCAUUGCCCGCACCACCUUCUCGAUCCGAGUCAGUCAAGAUUGAACUUUUGGAGUAUCGCAAGCAAGCAGAACUUAGAAAAUCAUCUGGAGAUGACUCGCCAAGCCAUCUUGAUCGCAUGGUAUCACAUAUUGACCGUCUUAUAGGACCGGAUCUGGAAGCCUAUUCCCAACGCCGUACCAGCUCUGCUCCAGUAGAGGGCAAAAACCGGCCACCAAGUCGUCCACUCCCAUCCAUACAUGAAGCCCGGGGCGAGGAUGGUAACUCUCCCCGAAGAGCAUCCGAUUCUAAGACAAUCAGAGAACGCGCUCGUCUACCAGAACAGAAGAAUGGCCGCAUUGCUUCUGCUCCAGAGCCAAGAACGUCAAAUAAAAACCACACGGAUGACAGAUUUUUGAAACCGGGCUCUCAAGUUAGAGACACCAUUCAUGUUGUGCAACCAUCGUCUCCAAGAAGUCCAGUAAAAGCACUAGGACCGCUAACCAUACGCAAAAAGAGCUCUAGAGGAGGUGCCGUUCCAAUGAUGAGUGGUGGUUUAAAUUCCGAACAUGACUCCAAGACAAAUAGAUAUCGUGCUUCUGCGUUUGAACUUCGACAACAAUAUAAUGCUGAUGUUGAUGCAAAGACGACUAGAUAUCGGGCAUCUGGGGUGGAACUCCGACAACAAUACCAUCUCGGAGCUCGAGCUGAUAUAACACCAGAACUUGAGCUUAUUGAAGAAGAUCGCGACCAUGAUUAUGAAGACCACCUUGGCCAUGAAAGUAGCACUGGUACUGUCAUUAGGAAGAAGUCUAGUUGGUUCAAGCGCAACUCAAGAAGUGGGGAUAUGGAGGCGAAGAGCAAUUCUACAUCUGAUCUUAUGCCGUCUCAAAGCUCGCACAAUGAGAUGGCCGAGGAUCAUCGCGAUGCUCUACCUCCCAUGCCGACGAAGAGUAAGGGUUUCAGUCUCCGUCGGCUUUUCAAGAAGCGCUCUAAGCCGGAUAUGACUGUUGCCCGUAAGUUGAAGAGGCGAAGUAUGUUUUAAUUGUAUAUAAUACUUACUAAUCUUUCUCAGCGUAUGACAUUUACGACGACAACGCAUGUAUGCAAGAUUCAAUCGUAGAGGCACAACGACAGUCCCAUGCCGGACGAUCUGCCAAUCAUGACGACCCACGAGCUCGACAGAUUGAACCACAACAAAACUGGCUCGCCAAGCUAUUUCAUGUCAAACCACAAUCGAAAUUUAUCUGCUUUUCAGUUAGCAAACGCCGAGCUCGACAGGAGAUCACCACUGUUCUCAAGGAAUGGCGACGAUACGGUAUUCGGGAUAUUCAAGUUGACAAGGAGAGAAAUAUUGUGUUUGGAAAAGUUGGAGCGAGGAACUGUAUGUGCUCAUUUAUUCUCUGGUCGAGAUGGAUGUGACUAACCUGGCAUAGUUCUCGAUAUGAAAGAAGUGGCGUUCGCUGGAGAAGUUAUGACUGUCAUUGAAUACGGAAAGAGAUCCCAUCUCAGCAUCGUUCGUUUCACUCAAGAGAGAGGUGCUGCUAGCAGUUUUCAGAAGGUUGUUGAGACUUUGGAAAGUGUUUUAAAAUGCCGUGGCAUGCUUCUUGGGGAUGAGCGCAAGAAGAGAAUGAUGAUUAAAACCCUGAAUGCUCUCUAAGUGUCAAGUUUAACAGAGGGAUGAAUACCAUUUGGUCAGGGGGAGCAUGAUCCGUUGCAUAUGUUUUCAAAAAGUUUUCAUGGAAGAAUGCUCCAGUUUGUUGGAGUAGAUUUCAAUUGUUUUCACAAAAGUGGUUUGCAUAGGGAGGUUGAGUCUGCAUUUGGGUUUUUUGCUGACGGGAUUAAGACACAAAUUGUCAUAAUAAUAAUGGGAAGAGACCUUGUAGAAUAGGAUACAACGAGUGCCGUUAGGAAGCGUUUUCUUUCGGGGCAGUAGCAGGCGGGAGUUUAAGGGCAAAGCAAAGCAGAAAAAAAACAGAGAGGAAGACGAGCGCAGAUUUCGGUUGUGCAGGCGAAAGGGGAUUUUCGGUUCUUCUGUACUAAUACUAAACCUAUAAUGAGUUCGAAUUGAAAUGGGG